AUCUCCACUACCAUUAGUCAUUUGUUAUUGUUUUUUAGCCGCUAAUGCCAACCAAGUUAAUUAGUUAAAUAUGGAAGUAGAGUUCAGCAAAGAGGACUUUCUGCUGCCAGAGACAAAGUAUGAAUACCUGGACCAUACGGCCGACGUGCAACUCCAUGCGUGGGGCACCACGCUGACGGAGGCAUUCGAGCAGUGCGGCGUGGCAAUGUUUGGAUACAUGACGGAACUGGAGUACGUGUCCGUGGAGAGCUGCUACGAGAUCGAGGCCAAGGGCGAUGAUCUGGAGGGAUUACUGUUCCACUUUCUCGACGAGCUGCUAUUCCUGUUCUCCGUUGAACCGAAUCUGGUGUGCAAGAAACUGGAUAUCACCAAAUUCGAUCUGGAUACCUUCGAGAUUGUCUGCCGCUGCUACGGUGAACCCUUCGAGCUGGGCAAGCACCCGCAGGGCACCGAGGUGAAGGCAAUCACCUACUCGGCCAUGCAAAUCGUACAGGAUGCGGACCAAAGCAACUUCGAAGUGUUUGUUAUAAUUGAUAUUUGAGAGACGCUGGCGGCGAGAGCGGAUACCGAGUGAUUUUUCCUUUAGCUGGUAUGUCGAUUGCAUUUACUCCUUGUCUCCAUUAAUCAUAAGUGAAAUGCCAAAAACAAAAAAAAAACCUAAAAAAAAGCUGCACAAGCCCCGAAAUAUCUGCAAUCACUCUGGCGACCGGCGACUGCAUCCAUCCCCUGUCUGCGGUGAGCGCACUGGAGACGUGUGAGAGGAAGGAUGAUGAUGACUUAUCAAAAAACCAUUCAAUUGUGCGGCUGCUGCUCAUUGCAAAUGCAAUUAAGUCUUUUGGUCCUUUGGCUCUGCGUCUGGGGGGUUUCUUGAUUUACUUUACCCUUUUUUUGUUGGCGUAUUUUUUAGGCUUUGUGAAUUUGCAACGUGUUGGAUUCCCAGACAAGGCAGCCGAAUUCCCAGGGCACAGUUCAAUGCACUUUCCUAGCUGCAGCCUUCAGUUCAAGGAUUGCUUUACUGUAGUUUAAGUUUCCAAUUUAUUUCAGCCUAAUUCGCUGUAGAGCAGACUUAUAAUUUAAUAGUCGAAUCUGUUACUUAACAUUUGAUUAUUCCAAGUCAAAUUAAUUUCCUCAGAGCAGCUCUUACCAAGUUUAUUUCCACAUAAAUUGUUUUCUAUAUGAACCAUUCAUGAAACACAGAAUUCAUUCGACAAUUUUGCAGUCGUCCAGAUUCUGAUUCUGUUGAUUAGAGUUCUUAGUGUUAGUUAAGCUUAGACGGAUCGUCGCAGGGGAUGGGAUGCCACAAGAUUAACGAACAAAAAUUACCAAUCGAACAGGAACAUCAUUGGGUUCGUAGGGGUCGGUCGGUGCUCCCGCUGUGGCUCCGCACACUCUGCACAGGACCUGGACCCAGUUCCUCUGGCCCUCGCCCUCCUUAAAGUCGUGCUCGAAGCGGCUUUUCAUGUGCGCACGUAAAUUAAUUUUUCAAGGAUUUCCAAGUAAUUUUUAGGUGGUUUUUAAUGUAACCAUUA
Messenger RNA from Drosophila obscura, 1529 nucleotides. RefSeq names its product protein archease-like (gene Archease). The record is from RefSeq and is a predicted model, not a curated record. Gene Ontology annotation, cellular component: tRNA-splicing ligase complex. Lineage: Eukaryota; Metazoa; Arthropoda; Insecta; Diptera; Drosophilidae. The coding region runs from base 71 to 541 and encodes 156 amino acids. The transcript has 4 exons. Gene Ontology annotation, biological process: tRNA splicing, via endonucleolytic cleavage and ligation.